This is a messenger RNA of Sesamum indicum (sesame), 2185 nucleotides long. Its product is annotated as ATP binding microtubule motor family protein. The record is from RefSeq and is a predicted model, not a curated record. NCBI's taxonomy places the organism in Eukaryota, Viridiplantae, Streptophyta, Magnoliopsida, Lamiales, Pedaliaceae. Gene Ontology annotation, molecular function: microtubule motor activity; microtubule binding; ATP binding. Gene Ontology annotation, biological process: microtubule-based movement.
UUUUGUUUUCCAAAUUUCAACGUCAAACAUACACCUGUGGUGGGAGUAGGAGAAGUCGAAGUUUGAGCAAAGCCAAACCCGGGUGACGAUUUACAGAGCGGGGGCCCAAAAACACAGCAGCCGGAAAGUUCUAGUGGAGCCUCCGGGAUUUCAAAUCCUUCUCUCCGCAUUUCUGCAGGGAAUAGGAAGUUGUGAAUGAACUGAUCGCGAUCAGUCGGUGGUAGUUUUUGUAUGUAUCUCUGAUCUACACAAGGAAAGCGACAAAUGCCGAACAUAAGAGUCAGCGCACUAUUCAGACCUCUGAGUUUGAAGGAAAAGUUCGAACACGGUGAUUCCGUCAGCAUUCGCGCCAUUGAUACUGAAUCCUUCAUAUUCAAGGAUGAGAAGGAAGAAGAAAUUAAGUUCCAUUUUGAUAGGGUAUUCUUUCAAGGAUCACAGCAAGCUGACAUAUAUGAACUCCUUGCUUUGCCUAUCGUAAAAGGUGUCGUGGAUGGAGUGAAUGGGGCGAUUAUAACAUACGGACAGACAGGAGCAGGAAAGACGUACAGUAUGGAGGGGCCAGGCAUUAUAGGGUGCAAUGAGGAACAGAAGGGUUUACUGCCACGGGUGGUGGAUGGGCUUUUCAAUGCUAUCAAACUUUCAGAUGAUAUGACCCGUUACACAAUCAAACUAUCAAUGGUAGAAAUAUAUUUGGAGAGAGUCAGGGACCUUUUUGAUCUAUCAAAGGACAACUUACAGAUCAAGGAGAGCAAAGUGCAUGGAAUAUUUGUGAGUGGAGUAACAGAGAUUUCCAUCUCAGAUUCUGCAGAGGCAUUACGAAGUCUUUCUAGUGGGAUAGCAAACAGAGCUGUGGGGGAAACCCAAAUGAAUAUGGCCAGCAGCAGAAGUCAUUGUAUAUAUAUAUUCUUGAUCCAGCAGGAACUGAAGAACGAGAAAAGAUAUGGAAAGUUGAUCCUUGUCGAUCUGGCCGGGUCUGAGAAAGCAGAGAGAACUGGAGCUGAAGGCAGAGUACUUGAAGAAGCCAAAACUAUCAAUAAAUCAUUAUCAGCACUUGGGAAUGUAAUAAAUGCAUUAGGUUCACCAGGGAAGGGGAACCAUAUACCCUAUCGUGAUUCUAAACUUACCCGGAUCCUGCAGGAUGCUCUUGGAGGAAAUUCCCAGACAGCACUGCUUUGUUGCUGUUCACCUAGCCCCUCAAAUGCAUCAGAGAGUCUGUCAACUCUUCGCUUUGGUGCAAGAGCAAAGCAUAUAAAGGCGUUACCACAUGUCAGUCUUAAGGAAGAUGAAGAUACCAGUGGUCUUGGAGCCCUGCCUUUGACGAAAAAUGAGUCUUGUGAGAGAAUAUUGGAAAAGUUGAGUCAGAAAAUGAAGGCCGAAGAUGUCGAGCUACUCGAGCAGUUGUUCAUUCUAGAAGGAAUUUUCUUUGAUCCUAACUCAGUGGAAGAAGUGGAAUCAGCUUAUGAUGAUAUGACAUCCAGAACAAUUUCAACACUCCACAAAGCUGUCGAAGAGCUUAGUAAAACAGUUGAUGAGCUUAAGAAGGAGAACCAGGUUCUUAAAGGCCUCAUCAGAAGCUGCUGACACUGUCUUCCAGUCCCUGAGAUGAUCAUUUUCACAACAUAGUGGCUUCCCAAGUCAAAUAACUCUCUUGCUUCUUUUAAAGAGUUGAGUUGAUGCAUAAGUUGCUUUUGACACUCUUCAAUGUUCUUGUUCUUUUUGAGUUCUCACUUUCUUAUGCUCUCUCUGUGAUGACCUGUCCUUAAUCAAUUUAGUAUAAGUGGUAUGUUAGCAUGAGGUGCCACCAGAGGGGUUUGAUUAACAAGCUCAAGAACCACUUCCAAGUCUACCAUAUUCGAUCUUCUUAACUCUUGUUUCCAUGCCAAGUUCGGAUGUCCAGCACUUGUGCUUAGCUACCAUGUAUUUAGCCCUUCCCCUCGGUCAUCUCUCAAGAGUCUCCCGGUAGGCAAGAGUCCAUGAAGCAGCUGUUUCCACCAUCCUGGUGCAGGUUUAGUUUCCCUCCAGAAAAUCAUUGUAUGUGGGCAUCACUCUUAAUUAGGUUGUUGUACUUGGAAAGGCUGCUUCUAUAUCCGAAGCCAACUUCGUAUAGAGAAAAUCAGUAUUCCCUUCAAAUAUAUACAACACUGUAAGAUGCCAAUGGAGGAUAUGUUAAUGGCAUUGUUGUUAA